Orbicella faveolata is the source of this 1001-nucleotide messenger RNA. RefSeq lists its product as uncharacterized. The record is from RefSeq and is a predicted model, not a curated record. NCBI's taxonomy places the organism in Eukaryota, Metazoa, Cnidaria, Anthozoa, Scleractinia, Merulinidae.
ACAACAAUUGAUGCGUUUUCAGAGUGAAAAGCCGUUUUCAGAUUUCUCCGGCUUAGUGUGGACGCGGCCUUAUUUAUAUGAAGACUAUCCCUUGUGAUUAUUUUCUCUCACUUGUUGAGGCUAGGCGUCUUUUCUUGUGACACUGAAUGCUAAAUUGAAUCCAUCCUACAUCCACAGAUAAACUUAGUACCAAGAAAAAAAUGGACAGCAAAGCGAACUAUUCCUCUACAGAAUCGAGCGACGAAGAAAAAGACUGGGGACCUUGUGUACGCACUCGACGUCGGGGACGACGCCAUUUUCAUCUUACGUCAAAAUGUAUGAACUUCUCAGGGCCAGAAAAAAGUUGGACAGCAAACCAAAAUAUUCCUUCGAAGAUCGAAUCGAGCGACGAUGAAGGAGACUGUCUCGCAGCUCCUCAAGACGCAAUGGAUCCCAGAGUCGCAAAGCUCUUAGAGGGAAAAACUGAUGAAGAGAAACUUCAAGUUAUAGCAUUGUCUUUUGGGUGCCUUUUAACAAGGCCAACAGCGGUUAACUCAAGCUGUGACCCGCCAUUGAAAGAUGAAGUCAGGUCGAAGAAAAACUUGAACAGCAAACCGAAAUAUUCCUUCAAAGAACUGAGCGACGAAGAAGAAAACUUUGGUAAUUUAUUUGGAUUGGUAUUUGUAGGACUUAUAGUGUUACGUUGCUCGUUUAUUUCUUCUAAGAUCUCUCAGAGGGUGAUCCGUCGUCUCAAAACCUUUCAAUAACCCUUUCAAUGUAAGUCGAGAAAAUUUCCAUAUAUUGUAUUAAUUUUAUUAAAAAAUUAGUUCCAUCCAGAUCAUAAUCUCUUGUUCCAUGUCAUACCUUCUUCACGCAACAACUCCGUUAACAAUAUUUUAAACAUGUCAGUGGAACCUCGGUUUAACGAAGUCCCUAACGAAGUUAAUCAAAGUUAAUUUAACGAAGUUAGCCAGGAAAAAGUUGGACAGCAAACCGAAAUAUUCCUUCGCAGAAUCGAGCGA